Molecule: messenger RNA, 4869 nt
Organism: Myxozyma melibiosi
Lineage: Eukaryota; Fungi; Ascomycota; Lipomycetes; Lipomycetales; Lipomycetaceae
Product: glucanotransferase domain of glycogen debranching enzyme-domain-containing protein
Exons: 5
Coding region: 262-4713 (1483 amino acids)
Biological process (GO): glycogen catabolic process; glycogen biosynthetic process
Molecular function (GO): amylo-alpha-1,6-glucosidase activity; 4-alpha-glucanotransferase activity
Source: RefSeq, a predicted model, not a curated record
CCUUCCCCCGGCUCGGACGGCCUCCUCUUCCUCCGUUUGCUUUGUUUCGAGGUAUUCUGCGGCGAUAUUUGGCGUGCAAAUUGUCUAAAAAGGCCUGGAUAUUGUUUUGAUUUGCUGUAAUCUUCUCAGACAACUCUCAUCGAGCCCAUCUUUCCCGGCAGGUCACUUGUUCAUGCAACAGGCCGUUUAAAUCCUGCAUAGUCCCUCGUUCACCCAGUCACCUUACAAUCUACAUAUCGAUAUCGUCGAUCACCAGCAAAUAUGCCUCGCGACAUCUACAUCCUUCCUCUCUCUGACGUCGGGGCCCCGAUUCCCGCGGGCUCGGGCACUUUUAUCUCUCUUCCGUCGCCCUACGAUCCCUACAUCUUGCGCUUCCAGGUCUCGUCGAUCUCCUCGAUUUCUCGCGAUGGUGUGCUGUGGUGUAACGUGCCGCCCUCGAGCGACGUCGCCUUUGAUCGCGAGAAGUUCUAUCCCCACGAGAUCUGCCCUGGCUUCCACGCCGCGUGUCAUAUCGAUAUCGAGAUCUCCACUCCUGGAGCUUACGCCUUUUACCUCACAUAUCUUCCUAUGAACGCAUUCCUUGCUCCCCUGUCACUCUCGAAAUCGGUAUCCGCCCGCUACCAUUUCACUGUCGCGCCGAGGUUCUCACUCAACGGCGCGCGACUCCCGCUCGAUGCACUCAAUAUCCAGUCUGUGAUUUCGAAAUGGAUGGGUCCGUUUGAGACCUGGGAUGAGAAACUUGCAAUUAUCAAGGGCAAAGGGUACAACAUGAUCCACUUCACGCCAUUGCAGCACAGGGGCGAUAGUAACUCGCCGUAUUCGAUAUACGAUCAGCUCGAGUUUGAUCCCGAGAUUUUUAAGAACGGCAUCGAGGAUAUCGAUAAGCUGGUAUCUAGUAUGAAGGACAAGCACCAUCUCCUCUCUAUGACUGACGUUGUAUGGAAUCAUACCGCGAGCAACUCGGCUUGGCUGCGUGAACAUCCCGAGGCUGGCUACAGUAUCAAGACCGCGCCUCAUCUGCAGGCCGCGUAUGAGCUUGACGACGCCCUGCUUUCGUUCUCGCGCUCGCUUAGAUCGCUCGGUUUACCGACAAAUCUUCAAGGCGAGAACGAUCUGCUGAGGAUUAUGGACGGCAUCAAGGUCCAUGUCCUCGGCGCUCUCAGAUUGUGGGAAUUCUACGUAGUCGAUGUGGAGACGACCACGAAGAAAGUUGUCGAGGCUUUUAAGAGUAAGGAUACGAAAGCUACCGAUGUUCCUGAAAACCUGUCUCUUGUGGAAUUGAGUGCCUUUGUGAGAGACCGAACUGCGCGAAACUUCAACAAACUUGGCAAGCGGUUCCGCAAGUACCUCGAGCCAGUUGCGCUUGCUGGCAUACUGAAAACGGUACUCCAUGAGGAUGCUGAUCUCGAGACGGUCAAAUCCGAGACGAUUCGGAUCAUUGAUGAAAUCAACCUUGAGUUUUAUCGCGAGUACGAUAAUGAUGCCGGUGAGAUCCUCGAGCAAUUAUUCAAUCGCAUCAAGUAUAUCCGUCUUGACGCGCACGGUCCAAAAGCCGGCGAGAUCAACGCAAAGUCGCCUCUUGCGGACGCGUACUUUACCCGCGUGGUCGUCGACGGUGAAACUAUCGGGCUCGCAAACAACGGCUGGAUCUGGAACGGGAAUCCGAUGGUUGACUUUGCGAGCUCAAACUCAAAGGCGUAUCUGCGCCGCGAGGUCAUUGCCUGGGGCGAUUGCGUGAAGCUUCGGUAUGGAAGGUCGCCAGAGGACUCGCCGUUCUUGUGGGAACAUAUGCGCAAGUAUACCGAGAUCUGCGCAUCGCAUUUCUAUGCUCUUCGGAUCGACAACUGUCAUUCGACACCGCUGCAUGUUGGAGAAUAUCUCCUUGACUGUGCGCGCAAAGUCCGUCCUGAUCUCUAUGUCGUCGCAGAGCUGUUCACCGGAUCCGAGGACAUGGAUAAACUCUUUGUCGAGCGACUGGGUAUCAACAGCUUAAUUCGCGAAGCGAUGCAGGCGUGGUCUAUUUCUGAGCUCUCGCGCCUCGUGCACCGCCAUGGCGGUAAGCCGAUCGGUAGCAUCAUGGCCACCAAACUAUGCAAUGACAAAUUCGUUCAAUCAUCGCAUGUGCACGCUCUGUUUAUGGACUGCACGCACGACAACGAGACGCCGACGCAGAAGCGUACGGUCGAGGACACUUUGCCCAACGCGGCAUUAGUCGCCAUGUGUGCCUGCGCGACUGGCUCGGUCGUGGGAUAUGACGAGUGCUAUCCUCAUUUACUCGACAUUGUCAACGAGAAACGCAUGUACACUUUCGGCAACGGAAUCGGCGAGAUUAAAAAAGUCUUGAACGAUGUACAUGAAAACACUGGUAGGAUCGGAGCGGAGGAGAUGCACGUACAUCAUGAGGGAAAUUUCGUGACUGUUCACAGAGUUAGUCCCCGAGAGGGUAAAGGCUGGUUCUUAAUCGCGCACACAAAGUUCACCGACAACUGUUCCAACCAAAGACUGGGAACGAUUAUUCUGCAGGGGACUUUUGCUCGCUCGAUAAUCGCGACGUCUCUGGAAAAGAAAGGUGAAUACAAACACUCAGACACGGUGCUGAACGGUGUUCCGGUCAAGGUCGUUGAUCUCAAGGAGCCAUCUGUGGUGUUUAACUCGGUCUUGAACCAGUCCGAGAUCACCUUACCGGAUCAUUUCCCGCCGGGGUCGAUCGCUCUCAUCCGCACAUGGAUCCCAAGCGCGGAAGAAAGUGUCGACGACUUUGUGGUAUCAGGGGCGGCAGAGGCGGUGAAGGACUUGGAUCUGAUUGAUUUGAACGUGGUGCUGUACCGAUGCGAUGGCGAAGAGCGCGACUUAUCUAUGGGUAAAGACGGAGUGUAUGUUGUCCCGAAUUUUGGCCCGCUGGUGUAUGCGGGUCUCCAGGGCUUCAUGUCGCCGUUCACGCAGAUCAUUCUGAACAACGACCUCGCGCAUCCGAUCUGUGAUCAUCUGCGACAAGGCCAAUGGGCGCUCGACUAUAUCGUGUACCGGCUCAAGUCGCACGUGGACGAGUUCCCGCACCUGAAUUCGCUGAUUGCGUGGCUCGAGUCGCGCUUCGACGCGAUCCGCAAGGUUCCGCCGUUCUUGCUCCCGCGCUACUUUGCGAUGGUGCUGCAGGCCGUGUACGAGGCCUGUCGCGAUCAGGCGGUCUCGAUCUUGCUCGGGUCCGAGUUUGAAAACUCGCAUUUCUUUUUGCAGUCGCUGCUGCUGUGCUCGGUGCAGAUGGUGGGGAAAGUGAACAGCACGUCGCUUGUGCCGUCGAAGAUCGUGCCGGCGAUGGCGGCUGGCUUGCCGCAUUUCAGCAAGGACUACAUGCGGUGCUGGGGUCGUGACGUUUUCAUCUCGCUGAGAGGACUGCUGAUCAUCCCUAACCGUCACGAGGAAGCAAAGGAGCAUAUCCUUGCGUUUGCGUCGACGCUGAAGCACGGGAUGAUUCCAAACCUGCUUGACGCGGGCCGGAAUCCGCGCUACAACUCUCGCGACUCGGUGUGGUUCUUUUUGCAAAACAUUCAGGACUACGUCAAGCUCGUGCCCAACGGGAAGCAGAUCCUGAGCGAGCAAGUGAAGCGCCGGUUCCCGCUCGACGAUACCUUUGUCGAAUGGGACGAUCCGCGGGCGUUUAGCUACUCGACCUCGCUAUUGGAUAUCAUCCAGGAAAUCCUGCAACGGCACGCCGAGGGCCUGCAUUUCCGGGAACACAACGCCGGGCCACAGCUGGACAUGCAGAUGAAGGACGAAGGGUUCAAUAUCGACGUCGAGGUCGAUUGGGAGACCGGCCUUGUGUUUGGCGGUAACCAGUGGAACUGCGGCACGUGGAUGGAUAAGAUGGGCGAGUCUGACCGGGCCGGGAAUAAAGGCUGGCCUGGAACUCCGCGCGACGGCGCGGCGAUCGAGAUCUCGGGUAUGCUGAAGAGUGCGCUGCGGUGGGUGAACGAGCUUCGCAAGGAAGGCAGUUACCCGUAUGAUUCUGUGACUACCGCCGGCGGAAGCAAAGUCGUGACGUUCAAAAAAUGGGAAGAACUCGUGCAAUCCAACUUUGAGCGGUGCUACUACGUCCCGCUCGAGCCCUCCGACGACGACAAGUUCGUGAUCAACAAAGCGUGCGUGAACCGGCGCGGGAUCUACAAGGACCUGUUCCGGUCCGGCAAGGAGUACGAGGACUACGAGCUGCGUCCGAAUUUCGCAAUCGCAAUGACUGUCGCGCCCGAGCUGUUUGAUGCCGAGAAAGCGAUCGGCGCGAUUGCGAUUGCGGAUUCGGUGCUGAGAGGACCGGUCGGGAUGAGGACUUUGGAUCCUUCUGAUUUGAACUAUAGACCAUACUACAACAACUCAGAAGACUCGACCGACUUCAAAACCUCAAAAGGCCGCAACUACCACCAAGGCCCCGAAUGGGUCUGGUGCACGGGCUACUUCCUGCGCGCGUUUCUGCACUUUGAUCUCAUCCGCAAGACCACGGACGUCGAGCGCCUCGAGACGCUGCAACAGAUCCAUCUCCGGCUGCAGGCGCACCUGAAGUGGAUCGAGAGCUCGCCGUGGGCGGGACUCGCCGAGCUCACAAAUAGAGACGGCGAGGUGUGUAAUGACUCGUCGCCGACGCAGGCGUGGAGCGCGGCGACGCUGAUUGAUGUGUUUAAGGAUGUGCAGUUGAAGUUCAGGUUGGAGAUGCAUUCUGUCUGAGUGUUGUGAAGUUUUUGUGUGGAGAGUUUGGGUGGAGAAUUGGAUUAGACGCAUAGUUAGACAAGGUUAUACGAUACAGUCCGCGCGAGGGAAGGGCGCCGGGUAGAGAAAGGUAAAAUAGCUUCAAUCAAUAUACAGAAAAUAUCAACACAUUCA